This is a messenger RNA of Daphnia carinata, 3344 nucleotides long. RefSeq names its product serine proteinase stubble-like (gene Sb). The coding region runs from base 686 to 2914 and encodes 742 amino acids. Gene Ontology annotation, biological process: proteolysis. The transcript is spliced from 9 exons. The record is from RefSeq and is a predicted model, not a curated record. NCBI's taxonomy places the organism in Eukaryota, Metazoa, Arthropoda, Branchiopoda, Diplostraca, Daphniidae. Gene Ontology annotation, molecular function: serine-type endopeptidase activity.
GUACUAGGUGCCGUGCGGUCGCAUGCUCGAGUCCUUCGUGUGCCACCUGUAGAACUGCACGGUGAUACGAGUCAGUUGUGUUAGUCGUUGUGUCUUCAGUUGGGUGCUCGCCACGCCAAAACGCAUAAUCUUUUUUUUUUUUUGCUGAAAAUAUACAUACACAAGGAAGGAAUGACGUGCGUAACCGUGCAUGACAUUACAGACAAGUUUGCAUUGUCUGUUUGUACCGCAACCGUGCUGUGAUAGUUGUCAAUGGUUUUUGUAGGGUCACGUUUUUAUUCUGAUCAUUUGCUACUUCUUUUCGCUUCUGGUUGCCUUCUUCCUGGCUCUUGUGCAUUUGGGGCGGGAUUUUUUUUUUCGGAAUACAGGAGAAAUCUGGAACAGCAGAAGGAGUACCGUUGUUUUUUGUUUUUUUGAAAAAUCGGAAAAAGAAAAAAACUGGAGCUGUGCUUUAGAUUUAUCCUAACUCGUCUUCACAUUUGUUGUUUUUACCCACUUUUUCCUCGCCGUGUUUCCUCUUCUACGCGUUGUUCACGAUACGAUACGAGUGGUUAAAACAAAAACAAUGCCGACAUUCUUCGAGUGAGUUGAUUAUAUUUUGAAAAAAAAGAAAAAGCGUGAAGCCUUUCCUAGCGGAUUUCGUUACACCGAUUUUUCAGGAUCUCGCCUCGGUAACCGACUUGCGAUGGAUUUCCGAUUUGGCAUGGGGUUACUUCUGCUUUCGUUUUUGCCUCUAGUUUUCGCUGCCAGUCAAACACCGAACAAUCUAACAACACCUAGCUACCAAAUCAGCCGAAAACCGUGUUAUGUGAAAGGACAAGAAGGGACGUGUAUGUUUGUUUGGGAAUGCGUCAAGACGGAAGGCACACCAUUGGGAAUGUGCAUGGAACGAUUCAUGUUCGGUAGUUGUUGUGCCCACGACCUGGACAACGAUGUUUUCCCCAAGCCAUCGUUGUCGUCAAUGAUAGCAACGAUGGCUAGCAAUUACCCACCUCCAAUCGUGCCUACAAACAUUAGCUCCGCAGCUACUCCCAGCCCGCCAUCCAUUUUAACGACGCUCAUAACGUCAGUUGUUCCAGCCAGAAUCAACAGCACGAACAAAACUGAAACAGAAACAACUAAACCAUCGUCAGUGCAGCCGUUAACAAUACCAACUGACACGUCGACAGAUGCUACAUUGUCGAAUGAACUUGCACCGACAACUAGUUUAGGUUCCAGUACAGUUACAUCAACGCAUGGAACAACUCUACUGAUGGACUCUAAGACAUCCACUACAAUUGCAGCCUCGUCCACGCAGCCUCCAUUUGUCGAAUCAACGACAAAGCCAUCAGGUAGCCAACUCACAUUAGGCUAUAUCAAAUUACGUCCUAAGCCCUAUCGACGGACGACCACACCCAGAGCUGCAAUACCGACUGUUGCGACCGGGAUAACUAACCAAGCGCUUGUUUCUUCCACAGCCACCAAACCUACCAAUCCGACGUUGGCCACUGCACCUCCAAUUGCACCGUCAAUCAAUCUACUGAUACCCAAUAACAUUGUUAACCUGGUUGCAGUCCCCGUAGCCUCGUCACCAACCACCGCACAAUCCUUAAUAACUACCAUACAGCUUUUAACGACGUUACAGCAUCCCGAUGCUUUAGUAGCAUUAACUGUGCCAAGUUCCCAUCUUUCCCCUGUAACCAACCAAUCGAAUUUAUCGGCCCCACUGGUUGAGCUCCCCGAUUCUUCCGUCAAUGAAUUGAAUGCCACGGCUGAUAUUCAAAUCACCGUUCCUUCGGCUACCAAUAAGCCCGUUGAUAAGCCCUAUUUUCACCACGUCACCACAGGCGUUUUGUCGACCACAGAAGCCGAAUCGACCGAACCCCAGAGCACGCAAUUCGAUAGCUCUACGAUACCUUCCACUGUUUCACCUGUUACGACGUCGUUUGUAACUAAGCCAAACAUCGACGUCACAGAGUUCAUUGCCGUCUCAGCCAGUUCGACUGAAACCGUUGAGGUUACAUCCACUAGCACUGAGAGUUCAAGCCGCAAACCUGAAUCUAACGUAACUCCGACCAGUCACAAAAACAGCACGGAAAGCACGCGGAAGCCAACUUUGGCUGUCACCUCACUUCCUAGCUCCUAUAAUAUUGAAUGCGGAGUACCUCCAAUGUUAGCAGAAGUUACCAGAGAAGAAAGAAUAGUGGGAGGCAACAAUUCGAAAUUUGGGUCUUGGCCGUGGCAGGUUUCUGUUAGGCGGACUUCCUUUUUUGGAUUUUCCAGCACGCACCGUUGUGGAGGAGCCCUCUUGAACGAAUUGUGGGUUAUAACAGCUGGACACUGUGUAGAAGAUCUUCUCGUUUCGCAAAUUCGACUGCGCAUGGGAGAGUUCGACUUUAGCACCGUGCAAGAGCCAUAUCCAUUUGUUGAACGGGGAGUCAACAAGAAGAUCGUCCAUCCCAAGUACAAUUUCUUCACCUACGAGUACGAUCUUGCCUUGGUUCGACUAGAAGAGCCGAUCACAUUUCAGCCAAACAUCGCGCCAAUCUGUCUGCCAGCCACGGACGAGUCUUUAAUCGGCCAAAACGGUACCGUUACCGGGUGGGGGCGCCUCUCCGAAGGUGGCACGCUACCUUCGAUGCUUCAACAGGUUACCGUUCCUAUUGUCAGCAAUGAUAAAUGCAAAGACAUGUUUUUAAAAGCUGGACGUCACGAAUACAUUCCUGAUAUCUUCAUGUGCGCUGGAUUCGAAGAAGGCGGGCGAGACUCUUGUCAGGGUGAUUCGGGAGGCCCGUUGCAGAUACGCGGCCGUGAUGGCAAAUAUUUCUUGGGUGGCAUUAUCAGUUGGGGCAUUGGAUGCGCUGAGGCCAAUCUCCCUGGAGUUUGUACCAGAAUAUCCAAAUUUACAAACUGGAUUCUAGAAAACGUGACGUGAAGAGUUUCACCUGAACCGUUAAUGUGAUAUAUGAAAUUCUUGGUCGUGUUCAAUCGAUGGCGUCGAAACGGAAAGGGACAGUUUGUUUCAAGUCUUUCUUAAUCAUUUGGCCUUAAUUCGUAGCUGGUCUGCCGAGAAUAAGAAAGCUGAACUUUUAAACAGUGCUAUUGAUCCAAAGAGGAGGCAACUGUUGAUUUAGGAACGAAACUGUUCCAUCGAUUUAUUGAUUUCUUUUCCACGAAAAAUUCCUUUUUUUCUGUCUUCGUUUUGCAAAUUCGUGUCUCGUCUUUGUGUACGUCUAAAGAAACCCGUCCUGUAUAUUCGUGUACUGCAGUUGGUUGCAUAAUAUUGUUUUUUUUUCAUGUUUUCGUUGAGGUCCUUUUUUUUUAAAGCUGUGGAUCUAAUAUAUUUGUAUAGUGUAGAUAAUGGU